This is a messenger RNA of Danaus plexippus (monarch butterfly), 3367 nucleotides long. RefSeq lists its product as uncharacterized. Bases 130 to 1053 code for a protein of 307 amino acids. NCBI's taxonomy places the organism in Eukaryota, Metazoa, Arthropoda, Insecta, Lepidoptera, Nymphalidae. The record is from RefSeq and is a predicted model, not a curated record. The transcript has 6 exons.
GUUGUCCUUUCAGUAUUUUCAGAGCGUUUGAAGGGGAAGGACGUUCCGUGUUACAAGAACAGUCGUUGUGCGAUGUUUUGAGAACUUACUGUAGUUUAUUUAUUCUUGUUUCCUGUGAUAGUGUACAAGAUGGUGAUAGUGAAGGGAUUUAUUUCUUUUUUCUGUACAAUACUGUUUUUGCUCGAUGGUGUUACGAGCUUACGCGACGUUAAGCUUCUUGUCAAACCUUCGAUCGUCGUCAAGGGCGGAACAGCAGCACUGAUUUGUUCAAGGGACAUGCAGGGCGCUCCUUUGUACUCCGUCAAGUGGUAUCGAGGGAUCCAUGAAUUUUUUCGGUACACACCACUUGAGGAACCUGAUACGAGAGUAUUCGGUCUGCCAGGCAUUUAUGUGGACAUGAAUCGCUCCAAUGGCACGCAAGUGUUGCUUCGACGGCUGGAACUUGGCUUGGCUGGAAACUUUACCUGUGAAGUCACUGCUGACUCUCCAUCGUUCACAACACAAAUUGCUACGAAAUUUAUCGAUGUUAUAGCGUUACCAACAUCGAUGCCAGUUUUAGUGACGGACAAGGACCGCUACCAGCCUGGUGAGAUGCUUCUGGCCAACUGUACAUCAGCUCCGGCAAGACCAGCUGCAAAUCUCACAAUAUUCGUUAAUGAGGCGCCGGUGAGAUCGACAGAAACUAGUUUUCAUACAACCGAAAACAAUCUUCUAAUAACAAACGUGAAUGUGCAAUUGAAGAUCAGACCAGAACUGUUUCCUGGAGGACGAUUAAGAGUUUCUUGCUACGCUACCUUAUACGAUAUUUAUAAUGGAUCGGCUAAACUUGACUUCUUAACACCGGAAACAGAUCCUAGACCUGAAAGAAUUACUUUGGGAAGCGGAGCCGGAACCAGCUUAUUGAACUGGUUUCUUCUAUUUGUCAUUCUUCUUCUACCCUUCAUGGUAACGGCAGAAGAUUAUGGUUUAUAUGAAGAUUAUUUAGAAAAUCUCCUGCCAACUUACGAUGAAGAGACUGAACAAAACGUCAUAAAUUCCCUUGUGGGAGGUUGAAAUGCAUUUUAUAUUUUAGAUAGUUAUUGCAAUAACGAAUUUAGUAUAAGAGAUCUAUUGAAAUUGUUAAUUAAUUAUUAAUUGUGUUCUUUAUUUAACGAUAUACCAUUAAAAUGUUAAUGUGUUAACGAUUAAAAUAUAAAAAAAUAACAAUUUUAUGUAAUAGGUUCCCACGGAACUUAUUCCCUCGUUUUAAUUAUUUAAAAUGUUCGCUUACUUACAAAAAGACACCAAAUCAUAUAAUGUUAUUUUUAGUAACUAAAUUCAAUUUCUUAUAGUAAUUUUUGUACAAAUUAAUAUUAACAACCUUACCUACAUUAUAAGAUAUUAUCGAUGUUUAGAAUAGUUAUUUUAUUAUUAUUUAUAUUCAUAAAAAUUGUCACCUGAAAUAGUCCCAGUGAAAGUCAGGCCGAAAACAGCUCAGACGUUUUAGGUUACCUUUAACAAACAACGGAAAAAAAAAUUUAAAAGUGUAAUAGUGUUAACCACAUAAUUUGUAAAAAAAUUUUUUUUUUUUAAUAUUACAAAAAAAUAUUCCAAUUUUAUUUUAUUGUAUAGAUAUAAGGAAAUUUUAUAUACUCCAUAUCCAAAAUAAUUUAGUUAACUGACAGUUAUAUAAUAGUACACAUAUACUCUUAUUUAUAAAUACAAUUGGCGUUUAUUUUAUAAAUUAGAGAAAAUUAAACCAUAUUAAAUCCGAUUUUUUAAGUAACAAUAACUAAAAAUGAAAGAUUUCGUUAUCUAAAUGUAUCUUGAUACUGUAAUUUUUAAUUAUUUUGCAAAUGUUCUCACUAUUGUCAUAACAGUCACGGGUGCACAUUAUGUUAUCUCUUACUAAAUUUUGACUUUCACCUUAUCAUCGUGGACUUCGGAAUAGAGUUGAAAGAGAAAAAAAAAGUAAAAAUAUAGUACAUUUGUGACAGCGCCAUCUAUUGUCUGUCUUGUGAUUUCAAAACUAAACUGUUACUGCUUGAUAGAAAAAUAUUCACGCAUCUAUACAAUCGUUGACAUCAAUGGUAUUUAGAGUAAACACCAGCUCCCAUUCGCUUUUAAUCGGCAUUCAUAAAAAUAAGUAAUAUUUAAAAGUGAAUGAAAUAUUUAAUAGAUGAGAACAGUUUUUCUUACGCAAAAUAUGAAGUAAUAAAAAAUCUCUUGUAUGGUUUAUUUCAAGUAAUAAUUGUACUAUUCCGUAAAAUAAUUCAAUAAGAUUAAUAGCUUAUGUCCUAAUUAAGAAAUAGUAAGCCAUGUAUUUUCUGUAAAUAGCUACCCCUUGGUAUCAGAUACUUAAAUGAAAUAAGCUAAAUUAAUAAAAAAAAAAUUCAUAUAUCGUUUUUAUUUCUUUAAACAAAAAAUAAUAGAGUUGUUUUCAUUAAAGUAACAUAAAUAUAUCUUAUAUUAUUUAAACAUGUUUUCAAUUUGUAACUCAAUUUUAUAACUGUUAUAUUUAUUUUUUGGGAUACAAUAUUAUGUUAUGGAAUCGAUAGUUUUUGUUGAUGGAUGGAUGGUUUUUGUUGAUGGAAAAGAAGCUUAAAUCGUGUUAAAAAAUGUUUCCACAAAAAAAAACGAACACCGAAGCUAUAUUUAAUCCUAAACUUCGCAAUUUUAAAUUCUAUCUUAAUUUUUAAAUAUAUCACAAAUAACUUUCACUGCAUCAGUUGAAAGAAAAUAUUUUUCCACCUUGUUUUGGUAAACAUGUUUGUUUUGUAAUCCAAAAAAAUGUGAUUGAUUUUGUAUAAGAAAUGAGAUUAGCAUGUUUUUUAUAAGAUUUGUAUGUUAAAAAAUAUAUUUCUAUCGCUUCCAAACACACAACGGCUGUUAUAAAAGUAUAUUUUAUGAAUCAUAUUAUCUUAGUGAUGUUAAUUUAAUAUUUAUAAUUUUUUCCACGUUGUAGUUAUUAUAAUGUUAUAUAUUUUUUUGGUAAAAAGUUAUGGAAAUAGUUCUAAACGAUUCACAAAAUGCUUAAAGUGAACUAAGUAAUUCAACUUACUUACUUGCACCUUCAUCUUUUGUGACCUAAAACUUGUUAUGAACUAAAAUUUUUGUUUGUGUAUAUUUUGUUUGAAUUCUACCUUGCUUAUGUCUUUAGCUUAUAAAAAUAUUAAGGCCACAAAAAUCUUUGUAAGGAUACUUUUCGAAAUUUUGUAAUUCAUAUGCACAAAUACGUGAUGAUUUUAUAAGGUUUAUUGAAAACUAUGUUUAUAUUUUUGAUAUGUAAAUCAAAACCCUCUUCUCCAUGUGCAUCUUCAUGAGAUUAUAAGGCAUUGUGCAAAAGUGUAAAUAUUUAAUAUAAAUACACGGAAUUUUGAGACACCAA